Messenger RNA from Prorocentrum cordatum, 528 nucleotides. The record is from the annotation of a GenBank genome assembly. Lineage: Eukaryota; Dinophyceae; Prorocentrales; Prorocentraceae.
AUGGCGAGAGGGGCGGCGCCGCUCUACCCCAAAGAGAUCAGCCUCAUGAGCGGCGUCGACGGCCCUGCUGCAAGUCCUGGGAGAUUCGAUUCCGCAUUGGAGAAGGCCGCCUGCGCGCCUAGCGAGGUCCCCGGCGAUGCCGCGCAGCUCGGCGAGGCCUUCCGCCCCGCCCCGCCGGCGCCGCCCGCCCCCGCGGAGGCCCUCGCGGGGGCGGGCCGGCACGGCGCGGGCGGGGCGCUGCUGAGCACGUCUGGCGGCCCGGGAGGCCAGCCGGGGCCGCCGCGCGUGUACCAGCCGCGGCUGCCGAUGGAGAUGCACCCUGCGCACAUUCAGGUCCCCCCCUACGCUGGCGCGGGGUGCCGGCCGGAGCACUACGCUCCCAGCGCGCAACGGCCGCGGCCGCGGGAGACGUCCGACUCCUUCCAGAUGGCGCGGCAGGUCGCGGCGCUCAGCUCGCGGGCCGAGGCGGUGCCCGGCGGCUUGUUCCGCCGAGGCGCACCACACGCCGGAGCAGCAGGGCCCCUGUGA